AUGGACUCCUCGACUCCAAGAAUUUUUCAUACAUGGUCCACCAUCGGUUCCAGAGAGGAAGAAGAAGAAGAAGAAGAAGGGAAAGAAGGGAAAGCAGUGGGUAACGAAGGAUCCCUCCCUAACCCUGAAAAAGCGUCCUGGCUGGCUGGCUGCGUGCGCGGCGCCAGCCAAGAAAAAAACAAGAAUUGCCCAAGGACGGGAGGGAUCGACUCCACCGCAAACGUCGAUGGGGUAUCCCUGUGUCCCUGGGCAAAGCAGCCAAUGAUGGGCACCUUCUUUCGCCCAAGGGGCAGGGAUUUCUCGAGAGGUAGGCCCCGCCAAGAUCCGGUCCCGCAGCGAGGAAUCUGGGGUUCCGUUGGGUGGGGACUGGACUUCAACACUGCAGCAGUCCAGCGGUAA
Paracoccidioides brasiliensis Pb18 is the source of this 399-nucleotide messenger RNA. RefSeq lists its product as uncharacterized. The coding region runs from base 1 to 399 and encodes 132 amino acids. The transcript has 2 exons. The record is from RefSeq and is a predicted model, not a curated record.